UCGACUCAGCCACUCUUCUUCAUUCCCUCUCCGCCAGCCCCUCCCUUCCCCUUUCUCUGCUCCCAUCCCAAUUUCUAAAGUAGUAGAUCCACUCUGAUCAAGAGUGGCUAUUUUCCCCACUGUUUGUGGCAGUGAGAACUAACUUUGAAGCUUGAACCCGUUGAAAUAGUUCUAUGGGCAAGAUGCAGCUUAAACGCUGCAGCGGCCCAUCGUACUGGUCAGUGACCCAAGCCCUGCUAAUUAGAGCUCAAAAUUCCCCGUGGCCGCUGGUUACAAAUGGAGAGUCCCCCCGAGUGGAUAAUUGACAUGACUCUAGGAUCUUUUCCCUAGGAAUCAAGGACUCCUUGCUGCGCUUCUACCGAAUUGUGCCUGGAAAGAAAGGCAGGCUGGGGUGGGGCGGGGGGACAGGUAACAGACCCGUGGUUUUCUACAGUCCUAAGUGACUGAGUAAAGAAGGGAAAUGAAAUCCAGUAGGACUGCCUGAGCUUUUGGAGGGAGGUAUGCUAGCGAAGGGGAGAGGAGAAGGCCCUCCCGGACUUGAGGCCUGGCCCUCUGGGUCUGUUCUGAGCCGUCUCUGAACUGAAAGAACCUUCAGAGCGUCCAUAUUAUCUGUCCUUUUUUCAGAUACGUUAUAUCUGCCUUUGGCCCCUGACUCUUGCUCUUCCCCUCUGACUCAGGCCAGCUAGGCUCCUGGGCUGAGCACAAACCCCUGGCCAGAGCAGCCAGAGCGCAGGCUCCUUCCUCCACAGCCCGCCCCGAGCCUUGGGGUUCCCUCCCUCAGAUGCAUGGUUGGCAGUUUUGUGGGGUCUGAGGUUGGGAAGAUAUCUGGCCUCCUGAAUCCCUGUCUCUGCCCCACUUCCUGCUUCCAGCCAGAGCUAAGCCAUCUGGUUGGGAAGGCACUUGGGCUCUGUGCUGGGGGAAAAUCUUACGGAGCCUUGGAAGCAAGCCAGAGCCAGCCCCUGAUGGGGCCACCUACACCGAGUUCUGCUGGCCCCCACUUUGGGGUUAUUCCCUCUCCUCAGCCCCUAGUCAGGGGGCUCUUGUUCAGAGCACUUCUUGUCUGAGCUAGGAAUGGCUCUUGGAGUUUAGCCUGAGGUGAAUUUAGCUGUCUCUUUCCAUGCACCCUGUCACCAAGGCUCUGAGGUCACUCUCAUGGGUGGACCUCGUUUAGACAGCCCCAGUGGGCCACGUGGCUGGUCACUGAGGCCAAGGAUACGUGGCUUUUGUCCCCACAGGGGUUUUUCAUUCUGAAGUUGUCACUGGACAGUUGUGACCCCAGAAGAGUAUCUCUGUUUCCCAGGAUAACCCCAGUACCUCUGAACACUCAGUAGCUCUGCCCCUCAGGGAGAGCCCUCUGGGAUGCUUGCCUGCUGCACUUUCAGUGCUGGGUCCCCCAACCGUGUCCUGCCAGUGACUUCUUUGUCUGCUCCCUCAGGUAAAGAGGAGGUCAAAACUGCACUGAAGCCUGGCCCUCCUGGCAGGGAGGAAGGGGUUCUAGAGGGCAGCUCAAAGGACGGCAGUGGCCCAUCUAGGAGUCCUCAGCCUCCCACCAGCCCUGUACCUGCAGACACUUCUCAGAGAACCAAGAGUCCUGCACCCACACUCGCCAUGAAUGGCCUGGAGGCUCCCUCAGCAGAAGACCCGAGCGAGGACCCGAGCGAGGAGGCCCCCGGCCUGUCCCGGAAGAGAGUGGCGAACGCAGUGAGGAAGGUGGUGAGCAGGGUGCUGCCUGGAGAGGAGCCUGGGAGCUCCAGGGAGACUCUGAGCCGAGGGGUCAAAUCCCCUGAGCACCCAGCUCGAGGCAAGAAGGGAGAAAAAGCAGCCUCAGGUCCCAAGCCACCACCCCCUCCUCCUCCUCCUCCCCCUGCUCCAUCUAAGCCUGAAGCAAAGAAGGAGGCCACCAAGGAUGAGCUCUCCAUGGGCCUGAGGAGCCUGAUGUCUCGGGGCAGGGGCAAGGACCACAAGCCCCGCAGCAGGCAGUCUCCUGGGAAGGGGGAGAAGGCCUCAAGCCAGGAGCCGGGCUCCUCAGGGAAGCCAGGCUCCCUAGCCAAGCCGGGAAGCCCAGAGAACCAAUGUCCCCCGGCCCCACCGGAAGAGCUGGCUGACCCAGGCUCCGCUGGCCCGAAGGCAAACCUCACUGGAUUACAGCAUUCCAAGUCACCAGCCCCUGACGUGCAGCAGGAGGUACCCGAGUGUGUCACUAACCUCCCAUGCCCCUCACCACCCUCGCUCGAGGGCCAGGCCCCCUCACAACCGUCUUCCCCAAGUCUCCUUUACAGCCCCGCAUGACUGAGAGGCUAGGCCCAGGCCACUGCCAAUGGCAGGAUUGCAUGGCUCUCCCAGACUGAAUGCCUGAGCCCAUGGUGGCCUGGGCGUGGGGAUGAGACCUGCUAACC
Rhinolophus ferrumequinum (greater horseshoe bat) is the source of this 2396-nucleotide messenger RNA. Its product is annotated as collagen alpha-1(XVI) chain-like. The transcript is spliced from 2 exons. The record is from RefSeq and is a predicted model, not a curated record. The coding region runs from base 1360 to 2289 and encodes 309 amino acids. NCBI's taxonomy places the organism in Eukaryota, Metazoa, Chordata, Mammalia, Chiroptera, Rhinolophidae.